Messenger RNA from Cutaneotrichosporon cavernicola, 4509 nucleotides. RefSeq lists its product as uncharacterized. The record is from RefSeq and is a predicted model, not a curated record. Gene Ontology annotation, cellular component: nucleus. Bases 1 to 4509 code for a protein of 1502 amino acids. The transcript has 3 exons. Gene Ontology annotation, biological process: regulation of ribosomal protein gene transcription by RNA polymerase II. Gene Ontology annotation, molecular function: sequence-specific DNA binding; protein binding; DNA-binding transcription factor activity. Lineage: Eukaryota; Fungi; Basidiomycota; Tremellomycetes; Trichosporonales; Trichosporonaceae.
AUGUCCGGGCCGGGGCCGGGCACCGCGCCAAUACAACCGCCCCCGCCGAGUCUAGCUGCGCUCCCGGUCGACACGAGCAAGACUGACCCAAAGCCCGCGUAUUACAAGCUCCAGUUUGGCGACGAGACAACCGGGUUCAGCUACUAUGUCCGCACGCUCAGUGUUGUCAUUGGGCGCAAUGUUGAACGACCACACGUGUCCCCCGCGCCGCCGCUCGCGAGCUUUGGUAUCGACUUCCCGUUUUGGGAGGGCAGCCUCGUGACGCCGCCCACGCCGGCGCUGGACGCUGCGGCCCUCGCCCUCGACCCGGACGCACUGGCUGUUGCCCAGGAGAGGGAAAGGGGAGCUGAAAUGGAGGUGAUAGAGGAGGUCAAGGAGGAGAUGAUGGACAUCGACAAAGCCGCGUUGUCCCCUCCUCCAGCGUCAGCAGCGACCCCAGCGCCUGCUUCUGCGUCUCCACCGGGCAUCGCGUCUGAGUCUCCAGCACCGGCUUCUGCGUCUCCAGCACAAGCCGCUGCUUCUCCAGUGCCAUCCGCAAAGGCUGCGUCUCCCGAUAACGCGCCUGUCGCGUACGCUUCCCCCUCUGCACCGGUCGCUUUAACAUCCCCCCUGGCCCAGGGCCCCUCCGACACUACCCCCGCACCCGCCGACACUACCCCCGUUCCAACCUCCUCCACUCCCGCUCCUGCACCUGCAUCCGCGUCUGCCACCCCCGCGCCUGAUGAGCCCACCUCAGCGCCUGUCUCUGCCGAGCUCACCCCCGCUCCUGCUGACCUAUCGGCCUCAGCUACGCCCGCACCCCCCAUUCCCCCCGCCUCCAGCCCUUCAGACCCAUCCCUCGGCCUCGACCUCUCGAUGGCCCUCCUCGACACGGACUUGCUCGACAUUAAGCCCGACUUUGGCGACCUGCUGAGCUUCGACGGAGUUGACGUCAUCCAGCCCCCGCCCCCACCGCCCUCGGCGCGCCCGGCGCCUGUGCUGCUCGAGCACGUCGACGUCGACCUCGGCCCGCUCAAGAGCGUGUCGCGCAAUCACGCCAAGAUCGAAUACAACAGCGAUUGCGGGCAGUUUUGCCUCGAGAUCCGCGGGCGGAACGGUGCUUGGGUCGACGACAGGUUCUUUGUCAAGGGGUCCAUCGUCCCGCUGAUACAGGGGUCCAUGAUCCAGAUCGCGACGCGCAUCUUCUCCUUUGUCCUCCCUCCCUCGCCAGAGAGCUCGCCGCCCGUUCAGGCUGUCUCGGACGCCUUGGAUAGCGGGUACCCGUACGACCAGUUGCCGUACCCUUACAACCUCCCGCCCGAGGAGGUGGGUUACGCCGAGUUCUACGGCGAGGCUGGACCUGGGCCUGCCACCGCGGCGGCUCUGGCCGCGCGCAUCCCGACGUUCAACGCGUUCACAGCGAGUGAUGGGUACGGCCUGAACGACUCUGGUCGUUAUGACGAUCAGGACUGGGUCGAUGAGUGGGAGUCGGGACAGUCGGAGAACAACGAGAGCAGCGACUCGGACGACGACGACGACGAUGACGACGAGGAGGAGGAGGAGUAUGUGCGUCCUAUCCCGAAGAUUCGCCUCCGAACACGCCGCGUUGUGAUCCCUGAGGAUGAUGAAGACGACGAGUCGUCCCUAUCUGAGUUGCCCAGCGAACCAGAGCCAGAACCAGAACCGGAGCCCGAGCCCGCACCCACACCGAAGAAGAAGAAGAAGAAAGAGGCCGUCAAGGCCGAGCCUGCGUCGCCACCGCAACAGCCGCAGAGGGCUGGCAAGGCGCCGAAGAAGGGCGCGAAGGGGGUCAAGGCGCCGAGCCUCGUGCUCAAACCGCCGGCGAAGAAGGGCAAGGCGGCCAAGGACGAGGCGAUGGAUAUUGACUCGCCAACGCCCGAGCCGGUACAGACGACGCCGAAGAAGAAGAAGAAGGACAAGGCGCCGAAGGAGUCGAAGAAGAAGGCGGUGGUGAUGGAGAAGCCUUCGGAUAAAGUGGAGAAGAUUGUGAAGGCCGAGGUGUCAGUGCCGAAGCCGGCACAGGUGGCACCCGUGGCCCCGCCUGCACAACCAGCACCACCCGCACGCGUCGGCCUUGCGCUACCCACUGUCAAGACCGAGCCGAAACCGGUCGUGCAGGCGCAACCUGCUGCGCCGACCCUCGCUGCCGCGAUGGCUCAACCGCCUCCCACACUCGCCGCAGCAGCACAGGCACCUCCUCAACCGGCAACACUAGCUGCAGCACAAGCGCAGGCUGUACGUCCGGCCGGAGCGCCUGGCGCUCCAAUCCCGGCUCCCGGUGCCCCUGGGGUGCGCCCACCACAACCAGCCAUGGUACGCCCGCCAGGGCCCGGUGUCCGCCCUCCUCCACACGGCCUUGCGCUUCCCACCGUCCGUCCUCCGCAACCGGGUGCCCCUGGCCAACCAGGGGUUCCUGGUACGAUGCAGGCGCGUCCUGGGAUGGUCGUCCGCCCUGGGAUGCCCGGCCAACCCAUCCCUGGGCAACACCCGGGAAUGGUGCGCCCGCCCGGAGCGCCUGGCGCUCUGCCUCCAGGAGUGCGCCCUCAGCCCGGCAUGAUGGUGCGACCUGGGAUGCCUGGCGCACCUGUGCGCCCGCCGAUGAGGCCACCACCAGGACGCGGCCAGCAGGUAAAUGCGCCCGUCGACACACCCAGGCCGUACUACAUCUCUGAGCUGAAUGACAAUCCCGCGCGACCGGGACACAUAUUGUGCUCGGUCCCGAUCCCGCCAUCGGGCGCAGGUCCACGCAACCCGCCGACCACGAUCCGUGGCCUGGACGGGCUACCGUUCAUCGGGCCAUCUCCGCUCAAGCCGACACUCACCUUCGCAUCAGUAAUCUACACCGCGCUCGUCAACUUACCUCGCGGACGAGGAACGCUGGGUGAGGUGUGCAACUGGGUCGCGGGCGAGUGGGAGUGGUUCCGCCUCAACCCCGAGGCCGGGUGGCAGAACUCGAUCCGCCACAACCUGUCACUAAACAAGGCUUUCCUUAAGGUUCCCCGAAUUCCUGAGGACGACCCGGAAAGCAAGGGCAGUGUGUGGAUUCUGGAUCCCGAGGAGGGUCCGCUCUUUGAGGAGAAGCAGCGGCGCGACGCAGCCAAGAACGAGGGCAAGGCCAAGAACGCCGAGGAGAAGCGCCUCCGCGAGCGCCUCAAGGCCGAGGAGCGUGCACGCAAGCAGCGUGAGAGAGAAAUCGCCGCCGCGCAGCAAGCACAGGUGGCGCGCGGCUUGCCUCCGGGAGCGAGACCGCGCCCGCCGAUGAGCGCGGCAAAGACACUCGGAAAGGAGCGCUUGCCCGUCAUCAUCCGACCACUCGACGCAGCCAUGCGUGCCAAGAGCAUCAUUGACAAGGUCGAUGCCAACGGCUUACCCCUCCCCUUCGUAUGCGAUGGCGCCCAGCUCAUCCUGGACCAGGCGACGUUCGGGCACCUAACCUCGGACAUUACGGACAAGCUAUUCAAACUGGGCGCCAAGGCGGCAGUAGACGUCCUCGCCAACUGGGUCAUGAACAAGCAGAAGAAACCUCAGCCAGCUGUACGCCCUCCCGCCCACGGCGCCGCUGGUGUCCCUGCCCGUCCUCCUCCCGCAGGUACAGCGGCAGGCUCCGCACCCACAGCAGCUCGUCCACCCGCCGCCGCCGCCACCGCCGCCGCCCGCCCUCCAGCGCCCGCGGCAGGAGCAGCCAAGAUCGGGCCCGCACCCCCUGGCGCAAACCUGACCCAAGUCAUCUCCAUGAUCGCAAAGGUCGCCAACGCGCGUGGUGACGUAAACGCCGUCGGACCAAACGCCGCCGCAUUGUUGCGAUACAUCCGCGUCGUCGGCGUACAGAUCGACGUACCGCUCGCCACGCGCAUCUGGCAGACGGGCAUCGUCCCCCCCUUGCCGGCCAAGAAGGUUAACGGUAAGCCUGGUGCACCUCCGGUAAGGCCUGGCGGGCCGGCUGGUGUCAGGCCUCCAGCGGCAGCUGGGACAGCCGUACGUCCUCCCGCACCGGGGGCGGCACCAGGGGUACAUGCUCCUGCUCCGGCUGGAGCCGCAGCGCUGGGAGUGCGUCCCCCUGCACCAGCAGGGACGACUGGAGCCGUUAGGCCACCGAACGGCGUGCCUAAUGGUGUUGCGCGUCCGCCCGCGCCUGCAACUCAGGCUGGCGCGGUGUCCCAGGCGGCAGUCACUCAACCCCAGGCCGCCGCGCCGACUCGUGUGGCGCAGCCUGUCCAACAGUCGCCAACCGUCGCACGACCUCCAGCCCAGCCGCCCCAACCCACGGCAGUGUCGGUGCCAACCCCUGCCCCGCCCCAGCCCGCGCCAGCUACAGCUACAGCGCCGCCCACCCCAACUCUCGCCCCACCCCAGACCCCAGCCAACCCCGGGAUUAAGCGCGCGUUCGAGCAGGGCCCCGGCCAACCCGCCCCUGUCCCUCCGACGGCCAACGGCACUCCGGCCGUCGCAGCCGCAAUAGAGGACCCCAGUGCCAAGAAGCCGCGCCUUGACGUCGCUCCGGCAGCUUGA